Messenger RNA from Aegilops tauschii subsp. strangulata, 861 nucleotides. Lineage: Eukaryota; Viridiplantae; Streptophyta; Magnoliopsida; Poales; Poaceae. The record is from RefSeq and is a predicted model, not a curated record.
AUGGCCCUUCGUGCUCAUGGUUUUGCAUCAUCAACUGCUGACUCCUCACUAUUUCUUCUCCAGAGGCCUGAGGUUACUAUGUACUUGUUGGUCUAUGUGGAUGAUAUUAUUCUGGUCAGCUCCUCUCAGUCGGCUGCUACUGCUCUUGUUCGCUCGCUUGGUGCUGAUUCUGCGGUCAAGGACCUUGGGAAGCUUCACUACUUCCUUGGUGUGGAGGUUACUUCUCGGGCUGAUGGUCUUGUUAUGUCACAGAAGAAGUACUCCUUGGAUUUGUUGCAGCGGGCUGGGAUGCUUAAGUGCAAACCGACGACUACACCCAUGUCUACCACUGACAAGAUCACUGCCGUUGAUGGUGAGCUUCUGUCUUCUGCUGAUGCGACGGAGUACAGGAGUAUUGUUGGUGGUCUUCAGUACUUGACGAUCACACGACCGGACAUCUCCUUUGCUAUCAACCGAGUCUGCCAGUAUCUGCAGUCACCCCGUGACACUCAUUGGUCUGCUGUUAAGCGCAUCUUGCGCUACAUUCGAUUCACGGUGUCUCAUGGAUUGCAUAUUCGACCGACCUCCUCUGGAUGUCUCUCAGCAUAUUCUGAUGCGGAUUGGGCUGGCAAUCCGGAUGACAGGCGAUCUACGAGGGGUUAUGUUGUGUUCUUUGGCUCUAAUCUGAUCGCCUGGAGUGCUCGGAAACAGGCCACUGUCUCACGUAGCAGUACUGAAACUGAGUAUAAGGCUGUGGCCAAUGCCACUUCGGAGAUUAUGGGUGUGUUUGGUUGGCGUCCUCAUCCUUUUACGCCUGGCCUGGAGCAUGCCUGCAAAUUGCCUGGACUGUGUUUGGUUGGAGUCCAUAGGAGCAGCAGCUAG